Lipotes vexillifer (Yangtze River dolphin) is the source of this 3333-nucleotide messenger RNA. It is a transcript of the gene UNC13D, whose product is annotated as unc-13 homolog D. The transcript has 32 exons. Lineage: Eukaryota; Metazoa; Chordata; Mammalia; Artiodactyla; Lipotidae. Gene Ontology annotation, biological process: secretion. The coding region runs from base 60 to 3332 and encodes 1090 amino acids. The record is from RefSeq and is a predicted model, not a curated record. Gene Ontology annotation, cellular component: exocytic vesicle.
UUCCCUAUCUUCACCCAAGGCAGCGGCACCACGGAGGGGAAGGGCAGGGGCUGGCCGCCAUGGCGACGCCCUUCUCCCAGCCCCGGCGGCGCCCUCCCCUUUUGCACCAGGCCAUCAAGAUAAGACGCCGCCGAGUCAGAGAUCUGCAGAAUGCCCUGCCCCACAGGGGUCAGGAGAUCGAGCCAACAUCCCACCACUUGUCCCCUGAGGAGCGGGCCCUGCUCUACGAGGAAGCUCUCUACACGGUCCUGUACCGCCUGGGUCAGCCUGAGUCCGCCCAUGUCGGGGAGUCCUCUGAGCUGCUGCAAUACCUGCAGGAGGCCUUCCAAGUGGAGCCCAAGGAGCACGAGCAGAUGCUGCGGCAGGUCCAGGAGCUCGAGAAACCAAUAUUCUGUCUGAAGGCCACGGUGAAACAAGCCAAGGGCAUUCUGGGCAAGGAUGUCAGUGGGUUCAGUGACCCCUACUGCCUGCUGGGCAUCGAGCAGGGGGUGGGUGUGCCGGGGGACAGCCCUGGGCCCCAGCGGCGGCAGAAGGCCGUGGUGAGGCACACCAUCCCAGAGGAGCAGAUCCACCGCACCCAGGUCAUCACUCAGACACUCAACCCCGUCUGGGACGAGACCUUCAUCCUGGAGUUUGAGGACAUAAGCAAUGCCAGCUUUCGUCUGGACAUGUGGGACAUGGACACCGUGGAGUCCGUCAGACAGAAGCUCGGGGAGCUCACAGAUCUGCACGGGCUGCGAAGGAUCUUUAAGGAGGUCCGGAAGGACAAAGGUCAGGAUGACUUUCUGGGGAACGUGGUUCUGAGACUACAGGACCUGCGCUGCCGGGAGGAUCAGUGGUACCCUCUAGAGCCUUGCACGGAGACCUACCCAGACCGUGGUCAGUGUCACCUCCAGUUCCAGUUCAUUCACAAGCGGAGAGCCACCGCGGCCAGCCGCUCGCAGCCCAGCUACACAGUGCACCUCCACCUGCUGCAGCAGCUCGUGUCCCACGAGGUCACCCAGCACCAGGCAGGCAGCACCUCCUGGAAUGGGUUGCUGAGCCCCCAGGCUGCCACCGUCCUCUUCCUCCACUCCACGCAGAAGGACCUGUCCGACUUCCACCAGUCCAUGGCGCAGUGGCUGGCCUACAGCCGUCUCUACCAGAGCCUGGAGUUCCCCAGCAGCUGCCUCCUGUACCCCAUCACCAGCAUCGAGUACCAGUGGAUCCAGGGCCGGCUCAAGGAAGAGCAGCUGGAGGAGCUGGCCGCCUCAUUCAGCUCCCUGCUGGCCUAUGGCCUCUCCCUCAUCCGGAGGUUCCGCUCUGUCUUCCCCCUCUCCGUCUCCGACUCCCCAGCCCGGCUGCAGUCACUUCUCAGGGUCCUGGUACAGAUGUGCAAGAUGAAGGCCUUUGGAGAACUGUGCCCCGAAAGCGGCCCCCUGCCCUGCCUGGUGACCGAGGCACUGCAGACUGGCACCACUGAAUGGUUCCACCUGAAGCAGCAGCACCAUCAGCCCAUGGUGCAGGGAAUGCUGGAGGCGGGCAAGGCCUUACUGAACCUGGUACAAGACAUCAUUGGCGACCUGCACCAGUGCCAGCGCACCUGGAGCAAGAUCUUCCAUAACGUCCUCAAGAUCGACCUCUUCUCCAUGGCUUUCCUGGAGCUGCAAUGGCUGGUGGCCAAGAGGGUGCAGGACCACAUUGCGGUGGUGAGCGGUGCCGUGACCCCGGAGAUGGGCGAAAGUCUGUUCCAGCUCUACGUCAGCCUCAAGGAGCUCUACCAGCUGGGCCCGGUCCCCUCGGAGAGGGAUGGCGUCCUGGCCCUGGAAGGCUUCCACCACUGGUUCCAGCCGGCCAUCCCCUCCUGGCUGCAGAAGACGUACAGUGUGGCCCUGGAGCGGGUGCAGCGCGCUGUGCAGAUGGACGAGCUGGUGCCCCUGGGUGAACUGACCAAGCACAGCACAUCGGCUGUGGAUCUGUCCACCUGCUUUGCCCAGAUCAGCCACACUGCCCAGCAGCUGGACUGGCCUGACCCAGAGGAGGCCUUCAUGAUCACCGUCAAGUUUGUGGAGGACACCUGUCGGCUGGCCCUGGUGUACUGCAGCCUUAUAAAGGCCCGGGCCCGUGAGCUCUCUGCCGGCCAGAAGGACCAAGGCCAGGCAGCCAACAUGCUAUGUGUGGUGGUGAAUGACAUGGAGCAGCUGCGGCUGGUGAUUGGCAAGCUGCCCACCCAGCUGGCAUGGGAGGCACUGGAGCAGCGGGUAGGGGCCGUGCUGGAGCAGGGGCAGCUGCAGAACACGCUGCAUGCCCAGCUGCAGGGCGCCCUGGCUGGGCUGGGCCAUGAGAUCCGCACUGGCGUCCGCACCUUGGCCGAGCAGCUGGAGGUGGGCAUUGCCAAGCACAUCCAGAAGCUCGUGGGCAUCAAGGAAUCCGUCCUGCCUGAGGAUGCCAUUCUGCCCCUGAUGAAGUUCCUGGAGGUGAAGCUCUGCUACAUGAACACCAACUUGGUGCAGGAGAACUUCAGCAGCCUUCUGACCUUGCUGUGGACCCACACGCUCACGGUGCUGGCGGAGGUGGCCGCUUCCCAGCGGAGCUGCCCUCUGGCUUCUAGCAGGCUGAAGAUCGCACUACAGAACCUGGAGAUCUGCUUCUAUGCAGAGGGCUGUGGCCUGCCGCCCGAGGCCCUGCACACGGCCACCUUCCAGGCUCUGCAGAGGGACCUGGAGCUGCAGGCGGCCUCCAGCCGGGAACUCAUCCAGAAGUACUUUUGCAGCCGCAUCCAGCAGCAGGCAGAGACCACCUACGAGGAGCUCGGGGCCGUCACAGUCAAGGCCUCCUACCGCGCCUCCGAGCAGAAGCUGCACGUGGAGCUGCUCAGCGCCUCCAGCCUGCUGCCCCUGGACUCCAAUGGCUCCAGCGACCCCUUUGUCCAGCUGACCUUGGAGCCCAGGCACGAGUUCCCUGAGCUGGCCCCCCGAGAGACCCAAAAGCACAAGAAGGACCUUCACCCACUGUUCGAUGAGACCUUUGAAUUCCUGGUGCCUGCUGAGCCGUGCCAGAAGGAUGGGGCGUGCCUACUGCUCACGGUGCUGGAUCACGACACGCUGGGGGCUGAUGACCUUGAAGGGGAGGCCUUCCUGCCGCUGCGCUCGGUGCCGGGCCUGACGGGGACUGUGGAGCCCGGCGACGUGCCUCAGACCCGCCUGCCCCUCACCUACCCUGCACCCAACGGGGAUCCAAUCCUGCAGCUGUUAGAGAGCCGGAAGGGUGACCGCGAGGCCCAGGUGUUUGUGCGGCUGCGGCGGCAGCGAGCCAAGCAGGCCUCCCAGCACGCGCCGUGGCCAGGGCGGUAGC